CCUACCAUGGCACCCUCAGUAGCACUCAUCGCAAAUAACCUGCUCCACAAGCGAGAACAAAAUGGCUCGGGCAUCCAGGUCGAUUUACCUCCACUCGCCAUCAUCGUACUAGUCAUGGUGGGCGCCGGCUUCCUCAUCCUAAUGGCAUACGGUAUCGCACGAUUCGCAGGACCAAUGGAUAAACCGAUAAAAGAGACGUCUGCGGCACAACAUGAUUAUAUGCGCGAGGUACGGGCACGGAAUCUGGACGGGGUAAUGGCCGAGGGGCAUGCAGCUAGAUAUGGUCGAGCGUCUACACGGAUGGACGGGUCAAGUGUUGUGUCGGAAGAUCCUCGCCAUAGACGAUGA
Messenger RNA from Periconia digitata, 348 nucleotides. The record is from the annotation of a GenBank genome assembly. NCBI's taxonomy places the organism in Eukaryota, Fungi, Ascomycota, Dothideomycetes, Pleosporales, Periconiaceae.